Molecule: messenger RNA, 602 nt
Organism: Phytomonas sp. EM1
Lineage: Eukaryota; Euglenozoa; Kinetoplastea; Trypanosomatida; Trypanosomatidae
Source: the annotation of a GenBank genome assembly
CUAAGAGCGAUACUAUUAGUACUAUAUUAUUCUCUUUCUUAGUUAUGGCCUAUAUUCACGUAUGCAGGCAUGGACAGGACUUAGACAAUGCGAAGGGCAUUUUGAAUGGUCAUCGCAAUCAGCCUCUUUCUCCGCUUGGUGAAAAGCAAGCGCAGAUGACUGCAGAAAAAAUUAAACAAACUGGCAUUAAAUUUAGUGCCAUCUUCACUUCGCCGCUGCAGCGUGCCGAGCAAACAGCCAAAAUUCUGAAUGAAGUCAUCCAAGUUCAGGUGAAAGUUGAUGAUGAUCUUAUUGAGCGUGAUUUUGGUGCUCUCACAGGUAGGCCGUAUUCCGAUAUUCCAAAGCUAGCCGGGGAUAAUAUUCUUCAGGGCGACAGGGUAUUAUACUUUUUGGAGGUCGAUGGGUGUGAAUCGUUCCCGUGCUGCUACGAACGUGCAAAGCGUGUAUUGGCUGGUUUGGAUGUGAAGUACUCUGGACAACAUGUGCUUCUUGUUUGUCAUGGUGAUAUCGGCAAGAUGUUAAUUGCUGCUCGAAAGGGUAUUACAUGGCGGGAGGGUAUUCAGCUACCAUAUUUUGAAAAUACUGAGAUUAUUUCUGUUUAA